Andrographis paniculata is the source of this 1275-nucleotide messenger RNA. RefSeq lists its product as uncharacterized. Lineage: Eukaryota; Viridiplantae; Streptophyta; Magnoliopsida; Lamiales; Acanthaceae. The transcript has 4 exons. The record is from RefSeq and is a predicted model, not a curated record. The coding region runs from base 197 to 1114 and encodes 305 amino acids.
CAUUCCAUCGUUUUCACUUUCUCCGUUCCCCAAACUCUCCUUUCCUUCAGCUUUUCUUCUUCUCCAAAUUUCAAUUGACCAUGUUCGUCUGCCUAUCGCCAUUCCUGCGUGCACAACCUCACCCAAUUUGAUCUCCAAUUAUCGUCCACGGUAGCUCAGCUCGUUUACUGACUGCUGGCAUCUUUCUGCAAAACAUAUGAUGGAAGACAACUCGAAACAAAGUAUAACUGAGGUGGAGGAGAUUCAGUUGUAUACCAACUGGGAAGAUAUCUCCUGUCCGAUAUGCUUAAACUUUCCCCACAAUGCUGUUCUCCUCCAAUGCUCGUCAUUUGAAAAGGGAUGCCGAUCUUUUGUUUGUGAUACAGACCAUCUGCUUUCCAAUUGUCUGGACCGUUUCAAACAGGCAAAUCAGGUGUCCUCUGGUUCUCAAUCACCGAGUUCUGCUGAAAAUCUGCAAUUUCUGGAUCCGGGAUCUGAUAGCAAGCCGCAGUGCCCCUUGUGCAGAGGUGAAGUAACUGGAUGGAUUGUUGUGGAAAAGGCUCGUAUGCAUUUGGAUAAGAAGAUUCGAUGUUGUGAAGAGGAAAAAUGUGCGUUCACAGGCACCUUUUUGGAGCUUCAAACUCAUGCGCUCGCAGAACACCCUCAUUCUUGCCCCUCAAGAAUCGAUCCAGCACGUCAGCUUGACUGGGAUAACUUCCAGCAGUCUUCUCAAAUCAUAGAUGUUUUAAGCACUAUCCAUUCGGAGGUUCCACGUGGGGUGGUUCUGGGGGAUUAUGUGAUCGAAUAUGGGGAUGAUAACUCUGGGGAUGAAUUCGAUGAUUUCCCGGGGGAUGAGGGAAACUGGUGGACAUCCUGUAUACUAUAUCAGGUGUUUGAUAACUUUAGGACUUCAAGAAACCGAAGACGGUCAAGAGUGAGCGAUUCGGGAAGAGGAAACAACCGGUUGAGUUUUGAUACUUCAAACUCCGAUGAGGGUUCUGUAUCAUCUGUGGAGUAUGCGGAUUAUAGGGUUGAUGAGGCUGAUGAUGAGUUUGUGAAUGCAAGGUCACUGCCUCGGGGAAGAGCUGCUCGACAGAGCUCUCAUUGGCGGCGCUCGCGCUUUUAUGACAACUAGAUUAGCAGCCGCCGUCGUAGCUGUCGUAUAAGUAGAAAGAGGGAAACUCCUUGAAAACACAAUUCAUCAGGUUGCCCUUUCCUCUUCAGUACUUUCUACAUAAAUUCCUAUGUGACUCUCUUAUCUUAUCUUUAUCAGUAGUUAUUUCUUUCAGAAUUAAA